Molecule: messenger RNA, 1677 nt
Organism: Capsaspora owczarzaki ATCC 30864
Lineage: Eukaryota; Filasterea; Ministeriida; Capsasporidae
Exons: 6
Coding region: 1-1677 (558 amino acids)
Biological process (GO): transmembrane transport
Cellular component (GO): lysosome
Molecular function (GO): transmembrane transporter activity
Source: RefSeq, a predicted model, not a curated record
AUGGAAAGCACAGACAACGAAUCGCUCUUGUCCAGGUCGGCUAUGUCGCAGGGACAAGGGAAGGGCCAGCCCAACAAGCCGCGCGCCGGAAGCUCGUCCAGCGGAGAGCGACAGCUCAGUCGCAGCGGCAGCCUCAUCAAGCCCAUCCCGGGCAGCCCGAUUGGAGACGACGACGACCUCGAGUCUGGCCCGAUUGAGCCGGAUGUUGGCUGCUGCGAUCCGCGCAAGUGGUGGUUCCGCUGGAUGAUGCUCGUCUUCAUCUCCUUCCUCGGCUUUGGCAGCUACUUUGUGUAUGACAUUCCCGCUGCACUCGAGAGUGACAUUGAGCACGCAAUGAACGUAAAUGUUGCGCAGUACAGCUUGCUGUAUGCUCUGUACUCGUGGCCCAACGUCAUUUUGUGCUUUUUCGGCGGCUUCCUCAUCGAUCGCGUCUUGGGUGUCGCCUGGGGCUCCAUCCUCUUUGCGGGUUUCGUCCUCCUGGGCCAGGCUGUCGUUGCCAUUGGCGCGCAGAGCAACCUCUUCUGGCUCAUGCUUGCAGGCCGCUUCAUUUUCGGCAUUGGUGGUGAAUCGCUCGCCGUCGCUCAGAACAACUAUGUCGUGCGCUGGUUUAAGGGCAAGGAGCUCAACAUGGUCUUUGGCAUCCAGCUCAGCUUUUCGCGUGUCGGCUCCACGGUCAAUCUCAACAUUAUGAAGCCCGUGUUUGACUCGUUCAGCAACAUUACCCCUGCGUAUUCCCAGCUCGGCGCGGCCAUGUGGUUUGCCGCGCUGUUCUGCGGCCUCUCGCUGAGCUGCGCAGUCAUUCUUCUCUUUUUGGAGCGCAGGACUGACCGCGUCAUCAAACGCGAUGUCGGCGGCUCGGACGAAAAGGUCAAUCUCAAGGAUGUCAAGGACUUCCCUCUGUCCUUGUGGCUCCUCUUCAUCAUUUGCGUUGGCUACUAUGUCGGAGUCUUCCCCUUCAUUGGUCUUGCUCUCGUCUUUUUCGAGUCCAAGUACUCGGUCGACUCGGCAACCUCGCACGCGCUCACUAGUAUCGUGUAUAUCAUCUCCGCAGCCGCUUCACCCGUUUUCGGCUUGCUCGUCGAUCGCACUGGCCGCAACCUCACCUGGGUUAUUGCAGCCACUGCCGUCACAGUUGGCUGCCACGUCAUGAUGGCCUUCACCUUCAUCAACCCCUAUGUGCCAAUCAUCAUUAUGGGUUUUGCGUACUCUGUGCUGGCCUGCGCGCUUUGGCCCAUCGUCUCGCUGGUUGUUCCCGAGCACCAGCUUGGCACCGCCUACGGCUUCAUGCAAUCGGUCCAAAAUCUCGGUUUGGCCGUUGUUGCGCAAGGCGCCGGUAUCUUGGUCAACUCGAACGGAUAUCUUUGGCUCGAAAUCUUCUUUAGCAUCUGCGUGGCCUUGUCAGUGCUUGCCUCCAUCUUGCUCUGGUUGGUGGACGAUGCGUCUGGUGGCAAGCUGAACGCAAGCGCCAAGACACGCAAGCGCGAAGCGGCCGAGAAAGAGCGGGCCGCUUUGAUUGCAGCGGCUCCUCCGUCUCCCAGCAGCUCACCGAGCAUGGGCAAUCGUAUGCGACCGCGAACACCGGUUGAGCUGCGCAACCGCUUCCUUACCCGACUAGGCAUCGAGAAGCCAGUCAAUCUCCGCUCGCUCCCACUUGCCCAGCCGUCAUUGUUGCGAUGA